AUGUUUGAGAAAGAGUUAAAAGUAGCUACAGAAGCUGUCCGUUUGGCAUCACUAUUGACUAAAAGAGUUCAAUCCCAAGUGAUUGCUCAUAGAGACUCCUCUACUGUGAUCAAAUCUGAUAUGUCACCUGUGACUAUUGGUGAUUUUGCUGCACAAACUGUGAUCAUCAACGCCAUCAAGAGCAAUUUCCCUGAGGAUCACGUUGUAGGUGAAGAGACUGCAGAAGGAUUGGGUGAUCCUUUCCUAGAAGAGAUUCUAAAGGUUAUUGAUGAGAAUGAAACAAAUUUCCAACAAUAUAACAGUGCAAAGGAUGCAAUCCCUUUUAAGAAUCAACAAUUCCCAUUGAAGAGUGUGGAUGAUGUGCGUAAAGUGAUUAAUUUUGGUGAUUAUCAAGGUGGAAGAACUGGAAGAUUCUGGUGUUUAGAUCCAAUUGAUGGUACAAAGGGGUUCCUAAGAGGUGAACAAUUUGCUGUGUGUUUAGCUCUCAUUGUAGAUGGUGUGACUCAAGUUGGUUGUAUUGGUUGUCCAAACUUAACACUAGCUAACUACGGUUCCAAUGAUUUACCAGGCCAUGAACCAUUUGGUUAUAUAUUUAGGGCCGUAAGAGGACACGGUUCCUUCUACACUACUAACACUUUGCAAGAACCUUGGGUUCCAAUCCAUGUAAGACAAUUGAAGAAUACCCACGAAAUGGUUACUUUGGAAGGUGUAGAGAAAUCUCACUCAUCCCAUGACGAACAAGAUGAAAUCAAGAAAAGACUUGGGAUUACUCAAUCUUUACAUUUGGAUUCACAAGCCAAGUACUGUUUGCUGGCCUUAGGAUUAGCAGAUGUAUAUUUGCGUCUACCGAUUAAAUUAAGCUACCAAGAAAAGAUAUGGGAUCAUGGUGCUGGUAAUGUCAUUGUCUUGGAAGCCGGUGGUCAACAUACAGAUGCGUUUAAUGAUGUUCCUUUAGAUUUCGGUAACGGUAGAGUUCUCCUAACCAAGGGUGUUAUUGCAUCUAGUGGUCCUCAAAAGUUACACGACCUUGUAGUGUCUACUUCCGCCGAUGUCAUGGGCUCAAGGAAGUGA
Molecule: messenger RNA, 1071 nt
Organism: Maudiozyma saulgeensis
Lineage: Eukaryota; Fungi; Ascomycota; Saccharomycetes; Saccharomycetales; Saccharomycetaceae
Source: the annotation of a GenBank genome assembly